GGCGCGCGUGCACAGUCGAUACGCUGCCGUCGAUCGAGUAAGACGCGUCGUCCCGAAAGUCCUCAGCGCCCCCACAGUGUGCGACGACAAAAACAAUACAAAGAACAAAACAAAACACCAAGUCGAGAAUCCAAAAACCACAUUUUUCGGGGGAAAGAAAAAACACACACACACACACACACAACACGCACACACACAAAAAGAGGAAGGACGUCUUUGGAUUUCGUGCCAAUGGAAAACUAACUGAUUUCUCCCCGAGAGCCCCAAACCGCAGCCGGAAUAGCCGUUUUUGCCGUCGAUUGUUUCUGUUGGCGACGCCUGCAAAGGGGGAGAAGACGCUUCCCACCUACACCCACUACGCCGAAAAAGGGAAACGCUUUGACAGGAAAAUCAAAGAAAAGAUCGGAACGGAACAAAGAAAUUGCAGCAACAGCAAAAAGCAAAAAAGCAAAAAAGAAAGAAAAACAUGUCGGUCGAUGUUUCGGAUGAAUCGUCCAUCACGGCCGAAUGGCUAGAAAGCAUUCUACAUCUGUAUUACAGCACCAACGGGCGAGACUUGCUCGACGGACCCAAGGACGAUGAGGUCGACAAUGGAGACGUUGUCAUCCGCAAGGACGAAGCUGGCCAAACGAUCAGCGUCAAACAGUUUCAGGUGCGACCUGGGUGCGACGAAGGCGAGAAUUUGCUCAGCGAUCUGCUGGCCAUCGACGUCACAGUCUGCCGCAACGGGUCCAUGCCCGAAGAGGAGCUCCACCUCAUGGCCAAAUUGCUGUCCCAAGAUCCGUUCUGCCGCCACUUCAUACUGGAAGCCGGAUUCGACGUUCGGGAAAUCCAUUUUUACACGACUCUCAUGCCGGCCCUGACUCAAUUCUGCGGCGGCCACGGAGGCGGCCACGAGCCGUGGCCCGUCCCGUCCUGUUUCUACGCAAAGUAUCGACAAGGCAGCGACUCGGUGCUCGUCUUGGAUAACAUGAAAGCGUCCGGUUUUCACGUGACGGAAUUCCAUCUCGGCCUGUCGCUGGACCAGGCCAUAGCGGCGGCCCGAUCCAUUGCCCGCAUUCACGCGUCCGUUCUGGCCUAUCGAUUGCGAUUGGGUGUCGAUCUCGGCCAGGCGUUUCCUUUCCUAUUCCGGCCCGAGGCGGCCGCCGAAUCUUAUCAGCAAUUGCUGGAACGCGGCCUGCCCCAGCUGGCCACCUUUCUUCACACGGCCGACAGGCCGGAGCUUCACGCCGUGCUGGCCAAGCUGCACAAAAUGAGACCGCGGGCUAAAGAAACGAUCGCCAAUCUAUUGAGGCCGGCCAGCCCGAUCGCUACGCUGACGCACACGGACUUCUGGUGCAACAAUCUGCUCUUCCGCCGCAAAGCGACAGACGGCGCCACGGCAGCCGCUGGCAAUGACCAGACAGACAAUAGCCGAGCCGCGCCAGUCGAGUGUUCCAUUCUCGACUGGCAGAUGGCCACCUACAGCCGGCCGACCAACGAUUUAGCUUUAUUGCUGGUCACUUCUGUGUCCGGGGAAGUGCGCCGGAAGCGAACCGGACACAUCCUAGACGCUUAUUGGAAUCGAUUCUGCGAGACGACCACCUCGCUCGGCUUGGACGUCGAGGGCCAACUCAAUUACAGCCGGCGGGAGCUGGAAACGGAGUUCCAGCAAUCGCUUUUGCUGGCCGUCUUGCUGGGUAUCGGCUCCGUCGACUUGGCCAUCGGGCACCAAGCGACCGAAGAGCGACUCUGCGAGGUUCUUAUCGACCUUAGCAACGAGAAAGUCUUUUAAAACGGAAUACCUAUCGCUCCUUGUUUUUCCUUUCGCUUCCAAUUUUCCCUCUUUCAUUUUGUUAUUGUGGCUUCCCUCCUACCCUCUCUCUCUUUUUCUCUCUUGUGAUGAAGAUUUAUGGAGUUCAAAAAUAAAUAAAUAAAUACAACAAAA
Daphnia magna is the source of this 1927-nucleotide messenger RNA. RefSeq lists its product as uncharacterized. Lineage: Eukaryota; Metazoa; Arthropoda; Branchiopoda; Diplostraca; Daphniidae. The record is from RefSeq and is a predicted model, not a curated record. The transcript has 2 exons. Bases 467 to 1774 code for a protein of 435 amino acids.